AAAAAUUCACCAAUUUUUUUCUUCUCCUAAUAUAUGUAUUUAAUUUGUAAUGUUGUCUUAGAUAGGGAGAAAAUUACGGACUCUACGUACCUUUUACAGAAGAACUACAACUCCCAUGAGCACCGGCAGUAAGGAAGAGCGCAUUCUCAGAUUCAGACGUGUUCAGCUGGAACCGGAGUUUGUGUGGAGGUAGAAAGACCUCCUCUAAAACACAAACCGCUGUUUGUUUGCAAAUAUGCACCGGUCAGAAACCGGUCUUAUAUGACACAUUUCUCGCCGAGGUUUUUAUUCACUAGUAAAGCAUCAUGGGGACGGUUUUUGCCAUUGUACUUGUGUUUGUUGGAUGCUGUAGCAAUGUGGUGUCUCUGGAGCUGCUUGUAAGAGAGUUCCCGGGAUGUGGCAACAUCGUCACCUUCGCUCAGUUUGCCUUCAUCGCAUUAGAAGGCUUCAUCUUUGAAACAAACUUUGGGAGGAAGAAACCAGCGAUCCCUGUCAGUAACUAUGUGAUCAUGGUGACGAUGUUCUUCACAGUCAGUGUGAUCAACAAUUACGCUCUCAACUUUAACAUCGCAAUGCCGCUGCACAUGAUCUUCAGAUCAGGAUCACUAAUCGCUAACAUGAUCCUGGGAAUAAUCAUCCUGAAGAAAAGGUAUUCAACCAGUAAAUAUCUGUCGAUAGCUUUAGUUUCAGCUGGUAUCUUCAUCUGCACCAUCAUGUCUGCCAAACAAGUGAAUGUGGCCAAUGAGGGAUCAGAAGAGGAGGGAUUUUAUGCCUUCUUACACUGGCUUGUAGGUAUCGCCAUGUUGACCUUUGCUCUGCUGAUGUCAGCGAGGAUGGGUAUUUUCCAGGAGACGCUGUACAAACAGUAUGGGAAACACUCCAAAGAGGCUCUCUUCUAUAAUCACUGCCUGCCUCUGCCAGGCUUCCUGCUUCUCUCCACUAACAUCUACAACCACUGUGUUUACUUCAGUCAGAGCACUCCUACAGUUGUUCCUGUGGUUGGAUUGACCAUACCAAUAAUGUGGCUUUACCUGCUGAUCAACGUCAUCACACAGUACGUGUGCAUUCGUGGUGUUUUCAUCCUGACCACAGAGUGCGCCUCGCUGACCGUCACCCUGGUGGUGACACUGAGAAAGUUCCUCAGCCUCAUCUUCUCCAUCAUUUACUUCCAAAACCCCUUCACUGCCUGGCACUGGGUGGGCACGGCCGUGGUCUUCAUAGGCACUCUGCUGUACACGGAGGUGUGGAGCAGUGUUCAGACGGCUCUGCGUGGACCAGACGUCAAGGACAAGAAAGCAGAGUGACGAGGAAGAAGAAGAAGAAGAAGGGACUGGAAAAAAACAGCCACUGUGUUGGAGUCAGAGCUUGUUUUUGGUCGACGAUCCUGCAGUAGUUUUUAUAAAGUUACAUUCAUUUUGUUCUCAUACUUCAGCACACAUCAUUGGCUAUAGUGCAGUAAAUGCCUCACACACAAACACAUACAACAGGUUAAAGGAUGAUUCUGGUUAUUAUCUAUAUUUUUAUCUCUGCCUACAAAUCACAUGAAAAGACCAGAACCAACAGUGUGUUUGUUCAAGCCCCAUUAAAGCUGCUAUAAUCAACAUUUUUACAUGAACAAUGGAUCACAUGAUGACUUGUUGCUCAAGUAGUGAUGAAACUACGGAGGAUAAUCCCCUAAGUGUGCAGUUUCUCUCAGCUCUAUGGAGCAUUUUAGCAUCAUUUCACUCAUGGUUUUUACAGUAAAACAACUUUACAUCUGUUUUUGAUUCUCACUACUCUCAUCAGCGGCGUUUUCGGCCGUGGUAGGCAGCUGAGAAAAACCCACUGUGCACAACCUGCACCAAACAGCAGCUGAAGAGUCAGAUAUUUCCCUCAGGGGUUAGCAGAGACCAAAAACUGAGCUACAAGAAACUGAAUAUUGGAUAUAAAUGCAUUGUAUGGCCAGAAAUGACUUCAAAUCAAUGAUAAUGUUGUUCUCUGAUUGCUGGAUGUGUGCAACAGUUUUUCACCAUUUCAACAUAGAAGGUGAUGAUAUGUCUAGAAGUGCUGUGAUUAAGCAACUAUCUGACAAUCAACAGUUAUUUUUAUUAUCGAUUAAUCAUAUUUUUUAAAGGAAAAAUCCAGAAAUUUUGGUGGAUUCAGGUUCUCAAAUGGGAGAAUUUGCUGCUUUUUUGGUUUUAUAUUUUAUUAAAUGGACCAUUUGGGGGUUUUGAUUGUCUUUUUGGACAAAAGAAAACAUUUGGUGACAUGACCUUUGACUGUUCUGAGAAGAUCAAUCAAUAAUGAAAAUGAUCAGUUGCGGCCUUAGAUAUGUCAGUGUUGUGUUUACGGUUUGUUUCCACUGCCCCUAAGUGACCAAAAACAAACAAAAAAAUUUCAGUUAUUGUAACUAAUAACUGGUCACAAAUAUAUAUAAUUGGAUUUUUUUUAAAGCUGUGCAGUUUUUAGCAGACAUCCUUUAAACUGUUUUAAUUGAAGUUUUUAGACAGUGAAGGUUUAUGGCACAGAGAAAUAAACUAUAUCAGGUCAUUGUUGAUGCUUUUGGUCUUUUCAUGGGAUUUUUUAACAAUAAAAAUGCAGAUUAUCA
This is a messenger RNA of Lates calcarifer (barramundi perch), 2587 nucleotides long. RefSeq names its product solute carrier family 35 member B4 (gene slc35b4). The transcript is spliced from 10 exons. Gene Ontology annotation, cellular component: Golgi membrane; endoplasmic reticulum membrane. The coding region runs from base 306 to 1304 and encodes 332 amino acids. Gene Ontology annotation, molecular function: UDP-xylose transmembrane transporter activity; UDP-N-acetylglucosamine transmembrane transporter activity. Gene Ontology annotation, biological process: transmembrane transport. The record is from RefSeq and is a predicted model, not a curated record. Lineage: Eukaryota; Metazoa; Chordata; Actinopteri; Centropomidae.